UGGAAAGGUAGAAGGCCAGCCCAAUGGUGACACAAUCCCAGCUGAGCAAGCCAACCCUUCAGAUGACACUGUUGCUGGUGCUGGGAGUCGUCAGAAUGAUCAGAUAGUGCAGAAAAUAGAGGAAGUGCUCUCUGGAGCCCUUGAUACAGAGCUGCAGUGCAAAUCAGGAACUGAUUCUCAGCCAUCUGCAGAAAAUCUUGGAAGUGAGAAGGAGACUUUGUGUGCAACAAAUCCUCCAUUUAAUUUAGAAGGCAGCCAACCUGAUAUUCAAGGAAAUGCUAGUAUAACUCAAAUUUGCACUAGAGAAGAACAAAUUAAACAGUCUCAUGAAAAUAUUUAUCCUGUAGCUAUUAAUGCGAGUGAAAAGAGUGUUCUUGUUGAUACUGGAAAUGAUACUUUGUCUAGCAUCCCACCUGGAGUUGCCACUACAGCUGAAAUUCAGAAAGAUACGUCAGCAGCUCUUGCUUCCGAGGUAGUAGAAGCACUAGAAGGUUCGGAAGUUACUCUGAAAUCUAAAGGCACUGGGGAAGUAAGAGCUUUGGAUAUAGCUCUGGAGUCUGAGGCCAUGGAGGUGUUGAAAUAUUCAGAAGCACCUCUACAAUCUGCGGCACAGGGGGGAGCUAGAGAGAUAGUAGCAACUUCACAAUAUGUGUCUUUGGCAAGUGAUGUGACAACAAUUCCUGAAUCUGCAAAUCGGGCAGAUUUGAAUACUUUGAAGGUAGCUCACGUGCCUGUGGCCGUGCAAGAAGUGAAACUUCCAGAAGCAACUGAAAAAUCUCUCUACAUGGGAAGUGUGAAAAAUGUGGAAAGAUCUUGGGAGUUAGGGAGUGUGAGCAGAACUCUGGAGCCGGCCCUGAAGCCCUCAGUUAUAACUGAUUACUUGAGAGUGAUGCAGCGCAGCUCCAUGGAGGGUUCAAGUGUCUUGAGGGCAGAUGUAUCUUUGCAACAUCCUUCUAAACUAUCUGCAGCAAUGGCUGUGACCCAGGUGGAAAUGAAAAGUGCCAAAAUACCCCAGGGACCAGGAGCUGUUACAAAAGUGCAGGAUAUCGAACCAACUGGAAGCUCUGCGCAUAUGGAAGAUGUGAAAGCUUUGGAAGAAGUUUUGCAGCCAAUUGCUGCAGUAAAGCCCAAAACUUUGGAAACAAUCGUGGAACCAGUGGGUAUUACAGCAGAAGAUGUUGAAGCAGCUCGAGAAGAUCUGCAGGUUAAAGUAGUCAAAGGUGUGGAAGAUACUGCUGAUCCUGCAACAGUGCUGAAGGCAUCAGGAGUGUUCCUACAACCUCAAGUCUUGACAGAAACAAGUAGUGUGGCUAGAACCCAGGAAUCUUCACUUUCAGCAGCAUUGACAGCAGUGAAUGUGGUUGCAGAGGCAGAAGGUUUGAGAGUGAUUUUAGAACCCGUAGCGGUUGGGCAGACCUUCGUUCCUCAAACAACUCCAGAAAUCCAGAUGGCGGAGGGUCUUGAAGGUCCACCAGCAACUGCGGGAGUUGCAGCACAAACAGGAAUAAAGUGUCUAGAAACAAGUCAAGCUGCUCUGCACCUGGAAGAUACUAAUGCGUCAAAAAUUUCAGAAUCCACUCUCAAGCCUGUAGCUGUACCAGAGGCAAAAGAUUCAGAAAGUACUUCAUUACUGAGACAACCAGAGGAGCUGAGAGAAUCAAGAUCUGAGAGCGAAUCAAAUGUGAGAGGUUUGGAAUCAACUCACUUGUCUCUGCAAAUGGAAGGUGUGAAAGCUUCGGAAGAAGCUGUGCAUUGUGGGACUGUGGCCCAAGGUUUAGCAGCAGCGCUGGAUUCAACAGCAGAGUCAAAAGAUUCAGGGAUAAAUCUAGAUAGUAUGACAGGAGUAGAAUCUGGCUCAGAUGCUGGUGUCCUGGCUAUGAAAGUGGGAUCUGUGAGAAAUUUGGAAACAACUACAGGACCUGCAGCAUUUGACAGAGCUGGGACAGAGAUGAAGACCUAUUCAUCACAGCUGCACACGAAAGGUGUGAGAGAUUUAGGAGAUAAUGUGUCUGUAGAUAUGGCAAAGAUACAAGCUUUGGAAGCAGUCUUGCAGCCUGGAACCCUUGCAGUGGCAAGAGGCUUAGGAGAAAAUGUUUGUUCUGGAUCCAGAACGGGUAGCAACAUCUUGGAAGCAAGUCCAGGACUUCUUGCGUCAGAAGAAAGGUCAGAAAGGACGCCUGAAACUAUGGCUGCAUGUGUAAACAUGGAACCAGUGAGAGAGUCAUUAGCAAGAAUGAUGCAUUUGAAAUCCACAGCAGAGAGAGAACCGAGACACACAGAAACACUUGCUGCAUCUCUUGGUGCAAGCAAAGCAGAAAGUUCCCUGAUGUCACAUUCUCAGGUCAUUACACAUACAAGAACCUCUGCAACUGUGGUGGUAGGGGAGAUAAAGGAUUCUGAACUAGCUACCAGUUCUGCCACUGUAGAAGUGAGAGGUUUAGACACCUUGUCAGAAGUUGAGGCAGUUGCAGAGGUAAAAGAUGUGGAAAUGGGUUCUGAACAAAGGACACUAAUGCAAGUCUUGGGAAGGACAUUAGCAUCUGAGGUAGAUCCAAACAAAGUAAAAGCAGGGAGCAAAGAAGCAAUACUAGAACCUGUGCAAACUGUAGAAACAAAUUUAAAAUCUGUACAGGAGCAAAUAUUAGUUCAUUCAGAAGCAAUAUUAGAGUCUUUGCCCAGAGUGGAAGAAAAAACUGUGGCACCAGAAAUAGUGACAGAAGUGAGAAACUUGAAAGGAACUUUGGAAUCCAAGAUUGCGACAGAUGUGAGAACUCAGGGACCCACUGUAGAAUAUAUAAUUGCAACACGGAAGACAAGCACCAAAAAAAAUGAGCCCUCACUCAUCAAUCUAAAAGUCGAAGAGCCUGAGGUACACAUGGAUAUUCAAGGUUUAGAAACUUCCCAAAAGUCUGGAAAUGAGGAGGCAAUGUGUGUUUUAGAGGAUGCUUUGGAGAUUGUUCCAGAAUCUUUGCACACUGAAAGGCAAGAAAAUCUGCAAGCAAUUCUAGAAUCAAAACCAGCUGCAGAAUGGAAAAGUACAGAAGAAGCUCCAGAAAUCUCAAGUGCAGCUGAAAUGAAAUCUUCUGAAGCUGUUCCAAAACCAGGGGACAUGAAAGAUCUGGAAACAACACUUCUGGCAGCAGAAGUACAAUAUGCAGAAGGGGCACAGGGUCAACAAAUUCAGGAUGUCAGAGUUCCAGGUCAAGCUCAGGAAUGCGAGAUACUGGUUGAGAAGAAGGACGCAGAGCAAGCUCUGGCAUCUGAGCCUUUCAUGGCAGAAACAGGUUUUAGUUCUUCACAUGCAGCAGAUGAAAAAGAUUCAACAGGGACUCCUAAAUCUGAAAUAAUCAGAGAGACAAACCAGCUAGAAGCAAGUCCAGCUCAUGUGUCAGAACCAAAAGAUUUGGAAACAGCUGUUUUUCCUGAGACUGUUGUAGAGCUGAAAGAUGCAGAAGCAGCUGUGAGGUUGGAGGCAGAGACAAAAGAUUUGGAAGCAGCUCCAGUACCCGAGAGUGGUGGAGAAGCAGUUCCAGUACCUGUGGCAGAGGAAAGUCAGUCGGAAGUCAUUCCACAGGCUGAGUCUGUCAAAGAAGCAACUCCAGAACGGGAGUCAGAGAAAAGAGAUUCAGAAACAUCUGAGGUGCAACCUGAUGUGGCAGCACGAAUGAGGGAGACUCUGAUGAGGCUUGAGAAAGUUAUUGAAAAAAGUAGCCAUAGAAGCACUGAUAAAAAACAUGAUGCAAAGAAACAAAAAAGGAGUCAUUCCAAGUCUCAGUCCAGGUCUAGGAAGCGGAAGAAAAAAUCGAGGUCGCGUUCUACUUCCAGGCGUUUGACAUCUAAGAGAGCACGAUCUAGGAGUAGAAACCAUUCAGAUUCCAGAAAAAAGCAUUCCAAAUCUAGGUCCCGAUCUGUGGAGAAGAGAGUGUCUUCCCGGCGGUCCAGACGCAGACGUUCCAGGUCAUCUGACCGUUACAGGUCUAAAUCCAGAUCAGCAGAAAAAAGAGGAAGCAGAUUGUCCUCUGGGAGGUCCAGACGUAGGCGUUCCAGGUCAUCUGACCACUACAGAUCUAAAUCCAGAUCGGUGGAAAAGCGAUUGUCCUCCCGAAGGUCCAGACGUAGACGUUCCAGGUCUUCUGACCGCUACAGGUCCAAGUCCAGGUCAGUGGAAAAGCGACUGUCCUCCCGAAGGUCUGGGCGCAGACGUUCCAGGUCAUCUGACCGCUACAGGUCUAAAUCGCGGUCAGUGGAAAAGCGACUGUCAUCGCGAAGGUCUGGACGCAGAUGUUCCAGGUCGUCUGACCGCUACAGGUCUAAAUCACGGUCAGUGGAAAAGCGACUGUCCUCCCGAAGGUCUGGGCGCAGACGUUCCAGGUCAUCUGAUCGCUACAGGUCUAAGUCGCAGUCAGUGGAAAAGCGACUGUCCUCCCGAAGGUCUGGGCGCAGACGUUCCAGGUCAUCUGACCGCUACAGGUCUAAAUCGCGGUCGGUGGAAAAGAGGGGGAGCAGAUUGUCCUCCUGGAGAUCCCGCCGCAGACGUUCCAGGUCCUCUGACCAUUCCAAAUCUAGAUCCAGGUCUUCAGAAAAGAGAGGGGGCAAAGAAUACUCAUGGAGGUUCAGACAUAGAGGGUCUGGUUCCUCUGAUCGUUCGAAGUCUAGGUCAAGAUCUGUUGAGAAGAGAGGUCGGAAGGCAUCCCUGCGGAGGUCUAAACGUCAGCGUUCAAAGUCCUCUGAUCGUUACAAGUCUAGGUCCAGAUCAGUAGAAAAAAGAGAUCGAAAGCAAUCAUCGCGGAAGUCUAAACGUCAGCGCUCAAAAUCCUCUGACGGUUACAAGUCUAGAUCCAAAUCAGUGGAAAAAAAGAAGGAGUCCUCACGAAAAUCUAAGCGUCGCCGCUCAAAAUCUUCUGAACGUUACAAAUCUAGGUCUAGGUCUGUUGAAAAAAAGCGCAAGGAGUCUUCAAAAAAGUCCAAACGGAAACGUUCCAAGUCCUCUGAUAGUGUUAAAUCAAGGUCCAAAUCUAUAGAAAAAAAAGACAGUAAGCUGUCCUCAGUAAAGGGCAGUAGCAAGUGUGUGGAGUCUUCUGAACUUCAGGAGUCAACCAAAUGUCUUGAAAAAGUAGAAGUUCCUCAACCUUCUCUUGCAAGUGAAGGCAGCUCCUCCAAAUCCUCUAAUGGUCCCACAUCUAUUGAAGGAGUCAAUGGCCCAGAGCUGCCACCAGCACCUGAAAGUGGAUUUUCCAAAACUUCUGACAGUCUUGAGGAAAGCUCUUCAUCUGUUGAAAAAGCAGUGAGUCCGCAACCCUCUGUGAUGCCUGAAUUUGAUAGCUCCAAAACCCCAAAUGACGAGGAAUUGAGAUCCAUGCCUAUGGAAAAAAUAUUGGUUUCGGAGCUUUCUGUGACAUCUGAAAAUGGAUCAGCUGAAAAGGCAGUGGCCCUGGAGUCGUCAUCACUACCUGAACUUACAUGCUCCACAUCCCAGUCAAGAUCGUCAUCUGUUGAAAAAAGUGGAGGUCCAGAAACCACUUCAGUAACAGAAUUUCAGCUCUCCACAUCACAUGAAGAUGAAUUGCGAUCUACCGCUCUCAAAGAAGUAGAGGGUCCGGAGCCUCUUCUGACACUUGAAAGUGGAUGCUCUGUGUCUUCUGAUGAUUACAAGACAAUCUCCUUGUCCUCUGGAAGAACAGAGGUUCAGGGGUCUUCUCAGUUGUCUGAAAGUUUACUUUCUGACGGUCAUGAAUUAAGACAUAUCCCCACUGAAAAAAGAGACCUUGAAAGUGAAUAUUCCACAUUGGCUGACAGCUCUGAGUCAAGGUUGCUAUCUUCUGAAAUAACAGAGGCUCAGAAGUCUUUUCCAGCACCUGAAGGCGCUUGCUCUGUGUUCCCUGAUGUCUACGAGUCAGCCCCCCUGCCUGUUGAAAAGUCUCCUGAUGGACAUGAAUCAGGAUCCAGCUUUGCCGCACAAGCAGAGGAGCUUCCACUGAUGUCUCAAAGUGGGUCCUUCAAGCCACCUGAUGGAAAUGAACAAAGAUCUUUACCUGUUGAACAAGUCGAGGCUCCAGGUGCUUCCCUGACGUCAGAGCGUGGUCCUGUUGAGGUCUCGCAUGACCUCAUUUCAGCAUCAUCUUUUGAAAAAAUGCAAGAAGUUGUACUGACAACUGCAGGCCAAAGUUGCAAAUCUUCUGAAGUUUAUGAGUCCAGAUCAUCUGUUGACAAAGAUGUAGAUGGUCCGACACUUUCACAAGUACUUGAAAUUGACUGCUCUGAAUCUUCUGAAAUGCAUGAAUCAGGAUACCUGCCUGGUGGAAAAACUGAGAGUACAGGAGCUUUCUUGAUGUCUGAAAGUGGAAUUCCUGUGUGCCAUGAUGACCAUGAAUCAAAACACAAUUACUUUGAGAAAACAGAAGGUGCAGAACUGUCUUUGGCAUCUGAGCUUAGGUGUUCUGUCCUACCUGAAGGCUAUGAAUUGACAUCCACUGCAGUUGAAAACAUGGAGAUGCAGAAGCCUUCACUCCCACCAGAAAGCAGGUUUUCCAGGUCUGCUGAUGUUUGUGAAUCAGUAAGCACACCUAUUGAAAAACUCCAGGCCCCGCUGACUUCUCUGACAUCCGAAGCAGGGCUUUUCCUGUUGCCCAAUAGUCAUGAAUUAACACCCAUCCCUGCAGAAGAAGUAGAGGCGCAAAAGUCAUCUGAACUGAAAUGCGUUGCAUCCCCUGAUGGCCACAAGUUGACAUCUGCCUACAAUGAAGAAAUACAGGUGCAGCAGCCACCUCUGACACUGGAAGGCGGAUGUUCAGCUUCCUCUGAUGGUCGUGAGUUGGCGUCCACCCCUUUUGAAAAAGUUGAGGUAGAGGAGCCUUCUCAAGUGUCUGAAAACGAAUACACAAUAAGGUUUGAUGGCCCAGAGUUGACAUCAACCCCUGCUGAAAAAACAGAGAUGCUGGAACUUUAUCGGAUGUCUGAAGACAGGUGUUCAGUGUCCAUUGAGAGCCAGGAGUUGCCGUCAGCCCCUGUUGAAAAGAUAGUAGAAGUAGAAGAGCCUGCUCUGACAUCUGAAAAUGAAUAUGCUGUGUCUUGGGAGGGUCAGGAGUUGCGAUGUAGCUCUCCUGAAAAGGUAGAGAUGCAGGAGGCUUCUGUCGUACCUGACAAUGAAUAUGUUGUGUCUGCUGAAGAUCAUGAGUUGCCAUCUUCCAUUGCUGAAAACACAGAGGUACAGGAGUGUUCUCUGCUGUCUGAAAAUGAAUACGCUAUGUCUCCUGAGGGCCAGGAAGUGGCAGGCAGCCCUGCUGAAAAAGAGAUACAGGAGCCUUCUCUGACAGCCCACAGUGAAUAUAGCGUCUUCGCUGAAGGCCAAGAAUUAGAGUCUACCCUUGUUGAGAAAACGGUGCAAGAGCCUUCACUAAUACCAGACAGUCAAUAUGCUGCAUCCCCGGAAGGGCAGGAGUUGCUCUCUGCUCUUACUGAAAAAACAGAGGUGCAGGAGUGUUCUUUGCUGUCAGAAAAUGAAUAUGAUGUAUCCCCUGAAGGCCGUGAUUUGAGAUCCAGUCCUGUGGAAAAAGAAGAAACUGAGGAAUCUUCUGCAACAUCUGAAAGUGAAAGUUCAGUGUCCACUGAUAGCCAGGAGUUGCAGUCUACUGUUGUUGAGAAAACAGAGGUGCAGGAGUUGUCUUUGUCUGAAGGUGAAUGUACCAUGUCCCCUGAAGGUCAAGAGCUGCAGUCUAGCCCUGCUGAAAAAGUAGAGGCUAAGGAACCUUCUCUGGCAUCUGAAAAUGAACAUGAUCUGUCCCCUGAAGAGUAUGAAGCAAGAUUAACUCAUGCUGAGAAAACAGAGGAUAUGGAUUCUUCUUUGACACCUGAAAAUGAACGUAUUUUGUCUUUUGAGAGCCAGGAGGUAAGAUUCACCACUAUUCAGAAAGCAGAUGUGCGAGAGUUUUCUCCAACACCUGAAAAUGAACAUGCAGCAUACCCUGAUGGCCAGGAGCUGGCAUUCCCCACUGUUGGAAUAGCAAGCAGUGUUGAGCCUUUGACGCUAAAUGAUAGAGCCUCCAUGUCCCCUGAUGACUCUGCUGAAAAAAUGGAUGGUGCAAUGCCGCCUUUAAUGCCGGAAAGUGCGUGCUCCAUGUCCCCUGAUGGCUACAGUGUGAAAUCUGGCCUUGGUGAAGAAGCAGGGGAUCUAGAGCCUUCUCUGACACCUGAACGAGGACAUUCCACAUCCUCAUAUCAGGAAGGUCAUGAGCUGAAAUCUCCCAUGGAGGAAGAAGGUGUGGAGUUCUCUUUGACUUCUGAACAUAGAAGAUCUGUGUCCCCUGAGGGCCAUGACCAGAAAUCUACCAUAGAUGAAGAAGUGGAUGAUCGGGAGCCCUCUUUGACAUCUGAACAUAGGCGCUCCACAUCCCCUGAUGAGCAUGAGUCAAGAUCCAGCAUUGGUGAAGAGGCAGAGUAUCUGGAGCAGCCGUUGACAGCGGAACGUAGAGGCUCCGUGUCUUCUGAUGACCAUGAGUCAAGGUCUUCCGCUGGGGAAGAGGGAGACGAUGCAGAACCCUCCUUGGCACGUGAACGAAGAGACUCCACAUCCUCUGAUGAACAUGAUUCAAGGUCUACUGCUGGGGAAGAUAUAGAAGAUGGGGAGCCCUGUUUGAGAGCUGAACGUAGACACUCCACAUCCUCUGAUGACGGUGAGUCGAGGUCUACAACUGGUGAAGAAACAGAGGAUUUGGAACCCUCUUUGACAGCUGAACAAAGACGCUCUGUGUCUCCUGAUGGACGUGAGUCAAGGUCAACCACUGGUGAAGAAGCAGAGGACCAGGAGCUCUCGACAGCUGAACGUAGACACUCCACAUCCUCCGAUGACCGUGAGUCGAGGUCUACAACUGGUGAAGAUGUGGAGGAUAUGGAACCCUCCUUGGCAGCUGAACGAAGAGAUUCCACAUCAUCGGAUGAGCAUGAGUCAAGGUCUACUGCCGGUGAAGAAGGAGAGGAUAUGGAACCCUCUCUGACAACUGAACACAGACGUUCCUCAUCCCCUGAUGGGCGUGAAUCGAGGUCUACCACUGGUGAAGAAGCAGAUGAUGUGGAGCCCUCCUCGACAGCUGAACGAAGAGACUCCACAUCAUCAGAUGAGCAUGAGUCAAGGUCUACCACUGGUGAAGAGGGUGAGGAUGUGGAGCCCUCCCUGGAAGAUGAAGAUAAACAGGAUUCCAUGGUUCUUGAGAGGCUGGAGGAACAGGACUCUUCCUUUAUACCUGACAGUAGACGUUCUGAGUCUUCUGAACGUGAAAAAUCUAGAUCCAAAUCUGUUGAUAAAAUGUCUGAUGUAGAGUCUUCACGAAGAUCGGUAAGCAGACACUCAAAAUCUCCUACUCUCCAAAAGAGUAGAUCUUCAUCUAUUGAAAAGGCAGCAGACAAAGAGUCUUCACGGAGAUCUAGACAUAGGCGUUCCAGGUCUGCUGCUCACCAGAAGAGUAGAUCCACAUCUGUUGAAAAAACAGCAGACAAAGAGUCUUCACGGAGGUCUAGACGUAGACGCUCCAGGUCUACGGCUCGCCAAAGGAGUCGAUCCAAAUCUCUUGAAAAAGCAGCAGACAAAGACUCUUCACGGAGGUCUAGAAGCAGACGCUCCAGGUCUUCUCAGCACAGAUCCCAGAGAUAUGAUACUGAAUCUCGCUCUAGACGGAAUCGCUCCAGAUCAGUAACACGGAGAAGAGCAUCAAGAUCAAAAUCUAAUCGUCGCUCUCGGUCUAGCUCAUUGUCACGGUCAAGGCACAGAAGGAGGAGUAGGUCAAGGUCAGCAUCAAGAAGACGGCGUUCUUUAUCAAGAGACAGGCGUAAGAGAUCUCAGAGAAAUAGAUCAAGAUCUACUGACAGACGAAGGAGGAGGUCAGAUUCAAGAGAUCGUAGAAUAUCACUCAGAUUACGGAGCAGGAGUCGAACACCUAUUCGUCAAAGGCGAUCAAGGUCAAGAGGAAGAAGGCGGAGCUUGAGUAGGUCACCAAUUCGACUACGACGAUCAAGAUCUUCCGGGAGAAGAAGAUACAGCAGAUCCCCUGAUCGUCGUAGGUCGAGGUCAUCGGAGCGAUUUUCCAGCAGGUCACCUAAACGUCUUACAGACUUGGACAAGGCGCAGCUACUGGAAAUAGCCAAAGCUAAUGCAGCCGCCAUGUGUGCUAAGUCUGGUGUUCCUUUACCACCGAGCCUAAUGCCUUUGUUGUCUCAAAAGAAAGACGACAAAGCCAAUCAGAAGUCAUCAAGAGAUACACUGAAGGAGCUCACCGAGAAAUGCAAGAAGAUUGCUCAAAGCACAGAUGAUGUGAUAGUGAACAAACCUCACGUUUCUGAUGAAGAAGAGGAAGAACGUCCUUUCUAUAAUCAUCCUUUUAAGCUCAGCGAACCCAAACCUAUUUUUUUCAAUUUAAGUACUCCCAGCAUAAAACCAGCACCACCACCACAACCAAAAAAUCAGGUCAGCCUGUCAAAGGAAUUUCCUGUUUCAUCUGGGUCUCAGCAUAGGAAAAAAGAAGCUGAUAGUGUCUAUGGAGAAUGGGUUCCAGUUGAAAAAGGCAAAGAAGAAGCUAAGGAUGAUGUUUUCCCCAAACCAUCCAUUGAGGGUGUGGACAUAACUACAGCUAUGAAUGAUCGAGCAGUGGCUCAGAAAAGGCUUAAUGAAAACUCAUUUGAUUUAGAGGCCAUGUGCAUGUUAAAUCGUGCACAAGAACAGAUUGACGCCUGGGCUCAAUCAAACUCCAUACCUGGCCAGUUCACAGGAAGUACUGGAGCACAGAUCCUGUCCUCAGAUGAGCUGACCAACAGUGGUCCCCAAGCAUGGAUUAGAAAGGAUCAGUUCUUAAGAGCAGCCCCUGUAACUGGAGGAAUGGGAGCUCAACUGAUGAGAAAAAUGGGCUGGAGAGAAGGAGAAGGACUUGGAAAAAACAAAGAAGGCAGCGUUGAGCCUAUUAUGGUCGAUUUUAAGACGGAUCGGAAAGGGCUUGUUGCUGUGGGAGAGAAGGCACAAAAGAGGUCUGGACAUUACGUUGUGAUGAAGGAUCUUUCAGGUAAACACCCGGUUUCUGCGUUGAUGGAGAUCUGUAACAAGAGAAGGUGGUCACCACCUGAAUUUGUGUUGGUGGAUGAUAGUGGGCCUGACCAUCGCAAGCAUUUUAUCUUUAAGGUGAGAGUCAACGGAAACGAGUAUAGGCCUACUUUUGCCAGCCUUAACAAGAAGCACGCUAAAGCCACAGCAGCAACUGCGGCUCUCCAGGCGAUGGGACUUGUACCAAAGGAAAGCAUGGUUAAUACCACCAUGUUUAGGAGUGCCUCACACCGCUAGAUAUUGUUUUUUAUAUUGACAUUAUUUCAGAUAAUUUUACUCUGCACAAAAAUGGUAUUUGCCCUUUGAUGUUGUAAAUACAUUGGCAAUUCCCACGUUGUAAAAAAAACUGUACAGACACCUUCAGGUUUUUCUUUUGUACCAUCAAAAUGUAUUUAAAUCAUACUUAGUUUUUGGUAUGUUUAUAUUGUUUACAUUAGUGAUGUAAUUAUUUCUUAAAUGACUAAAUCAGACGACAGACUCUGGAGGCAUCAGUAAUCCAAACCCUUGUUUUAAAACUCAUGCGAUUUCUCUUCGAUGCGGAACGUUAACGCUUUCAUACCAUUUUGUACUCGGCUGCAGUUUGCCCCGGUCUCGGCAAAGCUACUCUUGCACUUUUGCCGACAGCUGGUAAAAGGUGGUGCGGCUUACCGUAGUC
Eurypyga helias (sunbittern) is the source of this 11735-nucleotide messenger RNA. Its product is annotated as protein SON-like. The annotation marks the transcript as partial. The transcript has 13 exons. Gene Ontology annotation, biological process: regulation of cell cycle; regulation of mRNA splicing, via spliceosome. Gene Ontology annotation, molecular function: RNA binding. The record is from RefSeq and is a predicted model, not a curated record. NCBI's taxonomy places the organism in Eukaryota, Metazoa, Chordata, Aves, Eurypygiformes, Eurypygidae.